Messenger RNA from Adineta steineri, 2766 nucleotides. The record is from the annotation of a GenBank genome assembly. Lineage: Eukaryota; Metazoa; Rotifera; Eurotatoria; Adinetida; Adinetidae.
AUGGAAACGAUCAUUGAUGAGAAUUGUGGAGAAAAAUGUAUGAAAACAAGUGAAAGCAUAUGCGAUGUUUCAUCUGAAGUAAUCGGAGCAGUUUAUCCAUCUUCUUCCUCUUACUCUCCGUCAUCUCUUGCAUUACAUCGGUCAGACAAACAACAACGAUCGAUAUCGAUAUCCGAUCCUCGUGCAUCUCUUCAAGCAUUUCCUGACAGAACAUAUACAUCAAAGAAUUCUUAUUCAAGAAGAUCAACAACUAUUUCUGUUCCACCAACACUUCGUGAACAACAUUAUAAAAAUAAUAAGAUUAUUUUACAUGUUCCUUAUCAACAAAUUAACAAAAAACAAAGUCAUGAUGAAAUUAUUUUAAUUAAAAAAACAAAUUCAAAUACAAUUGAUGAAACAAAAGAAAAUGUUUUUUAUUCAAAUUCAGAUUCAGAUUCUCAAAAAUAUCAUGAACAAAAUUCAACAAAAAUCAAAUUAAGUUUACCAAUAAAUUCUUCGGGAAAAUAUUCUCGUUCAUAUUAUAAACGAGGUACAAUAACAAGUAGUGGAACAAGUGAAGGAGGAGGUUGUAUUAGUGGAGAAUUUAUUUUACCAACAAAUCCUCCAAUAACAGUUACAAUUGAACCACAAAAAUCGAAUUCAAAUCAUUUUGAAGAAUGUCAAUCAUUUCAUGAUGAUCAAAUUUGUUCACCUGAAAGUGCUAGUAUACGUGAACAACGAUCAAGUAUUGAUCCAUCGAUAAAAGGUGGAUCAACAGUUGUUAAUUAUUUUAUGGAUUUAUUAAAACCAAGUGAUAAUAAAUUAGCUAUGAAAUUAUUUGGAAGUCGAAAAGGUCUUCUUAAAGAACGUUUAAGACAACAAAGAGCUGGACAUUGUAUUAUUCAUCCAUGUUCAAAUUUUCGUUUUUAUUGGGAUUUAAUAAUGUUGGUAUUAUUAAUAACAAAUGUUAUUGUUCUUCCAGUAGCAAUUGCAUUUUUUAGUGAUGAAAUUAAUUCAGCACGUUGGAUUAUUUUAAAUGUUAUUUCUGAUGCAUUUUUUUUAUUUGAUAUUGUUGUUAAUUUUCGAACAGGUAUUUUAGCAAAUGAUUUUGUUGAUGAAAUAAUUCUUGAACCACGUUUAAUUGCAAAAAAUUAUAUCAAAACUUGGUUUAUCGUUGAUUUACUUAGUUCAUUACCAGUUGAUUAUUUAUUUUUAUUCUUCGAUUCAGGAGAUCAUUCCGGAGGAUAUACAAUAGCACGUACAGGUCGUGCUAUAAAAGUUUUACGACUUGUUAAAUUACUUUCAUUAUUACGAUUACUUCGAUUAUCACGUCUUGUCAGAUAUAUUCAUCAAUGGGAAGAGUUUUUAUCAAUAGCAAGUAUGGUUAUGCGUAUAUUAAAUUUAUUAGCAUUAAUUAUCUUAUUAGCACAUUGGAAUGGUUGUUUACAAUUUAUGAUUCCAAUGUUUCAAAAUUUUCCAACUGAUUGUUGGGUUGCACUUAAUGGUCUUCAAACUGCACCAUGGACAGAACAAUAUACAGUUGCAUUAUUUAAAGCUUUAUCACAUAUGUUAUGUAUUGGUUAUGGACGUUAUCCUCCUCAAAGUUAUGUUGAUAUGUGGUUAACUAUGCUUUCAAUGAUAACUGGAGCCAUGUGUUAUGCUAUAACAAUAGGUCAUGUAUCAGCACUUGUACAAAGUUUUGAUACAUCAAGACGUUUAUACAAUGAAAAAUUUAAACAAGUUGAAGAAUAUAUGGCAUGGAGAAAACUACCAAGAGAAAUGCGUAAUAAAAUAUCAGAUUAUUAUGAACAUCGUUAUCAAGGAAAAAUCUUUCAUGAAGAUACAAUUUUAACAGAACUUUCCGAAAGAUUAAGAUUGGAUGUUAUUAAUUAUAAUUGUCGUUCUCUUGUAUCAUCAGUUCCAUUUUUUACAAAUGCCGAUCCAAAUUUUGUAUCUGAUGUUGUUACUAAAUUACGAUUUGAAGUAUUUCAACCAGGUGAUCAAAUAAUUUAUGAAGGAACUAUUGGAGAUAAAAUGUAUUUUAUCCAAGAAGGUAUUGUUGAUAUUAUUAAAUCAGAUGGAACUGUUUUAACAACAUUAUCAGAUGGAUCCUAUUUUGGAGAAAUUUGUUUAUUAACACGAGCUAAACGUGUAGCUGGUGUUCGAUGUGUAACAUAUUGUAAUUUAUAUUCAUUAGAUGCAACACAAUUUGAAUCUGUAUUAGAAUCUUAUCCAUUAAUGAGACGUACAAUGGAAUCAGUUGCUGCUGAAAGAUUAAAUAAAUUAGGAAAAAAUCCUUCAAUAAUAUCAACACGACAUGAUUUAAAACGUGAUGCAGCUGUUUUAAAAGAUAUUAUUAAACGUGCAACACCACUUCCAUCAAGUAAUGAAUCAACAGAUUCCGAUAAUGAUGAUGAAAAUAAUCAUACAGAUUCAUCUUCAUCAUCAAAUCAAAAUCCUAAUCAACAUCAACAUAAUAAUAAACAAUAUGAUUUUAAAUCAUCAUUAAGACAUUUACAAGAACAUUUUAAUAAAUCAAAUGAUCAUUUUCAGAAUUUAAAUGAGAAAAAGAAAUCGAAAAGAAAAAGAAGAAAAUCUUCAACAUCAGAACAAAAAUUUAAAAAAUUAAGUCGAUUAUUUUUAGCAGCACCAUCACCAUCAACAUUAAGUCCAACAACAGGAGAUCAACAUUUAAAUCAACUUCGAAAAUCCCCAUCUACUCCUUGGUCACUUUUUAGAAAAAGUGGAUCACCAACACCUUCACUUACUAAUCAACCCCAUUCUUAG